Necator americanus (New World hookworm) is the source of this 459-nucleotide messenger RNA. RefSeq lists its product as uncharacterized. Bases 1 to 459 code for a protein of 152 amino acids. The record is from RefSeq and is a predicted model, not a curated record. The transcript has 2 exons. Lineage: Eukaryota; Metazoa; Nematoda; Chromadorea; Rhabditida; Ancylostomatidae.
AUGAAGAUAGUCAAAGCUGGUGUUGGACCACAUCUUCUCAUCCGCAGACGUCCGAUUCGGGUCGUAAAUUGUUCGAAAGAGUCGAUGUUCUUUGCCACACUCGUGUUAACGGGGACGCCAACUCCACCAACACCUCUACUGUCGCAUGUUCCUAAGAACAGAUCUUCUCCAGUUAUAUAUCUUCUCAUAUACGGCGCUGAGAGGGUGACGUUGUCUCGUCUCGGUCAGUCCGAUGACGUCGUACUUGAUCUUCUUGGCUUGCAUCAUCAGAUCUUCGAUGGCCCCUUCCGAUGCAAGCGAGGAAAAGUUGUGGCUGCAAUGGCGUCAGUGUGUGGUAUCAUUGUUCUCGCUUUCCCCAUCUCAAUGAUCAUCGACAAGUUUGCCGAAUCUACAGGUGUGUGGAACGAAGACGAACCGGAGAAGCCGAAGAAAACGAAAGGCAAACGCUCUUUCUUCUGA